Messenger RNA from Parnassius apollo (apollo), 486 nucleotides. The record is from the annotation of a GenBank genome assembly. Lineage: Eukaryota; Metazoa; Arthropoda; Insecta; Lepidoptera; Papilionidae.
AUGCGCUCCAACAUAUUUGGUGACGCCGAACUCGAACGACUACGACGUGAGGCUAUUCCUUCAUCGAAUGGAAAUGCUACGGCUGGGAAUGCGGCGCCACUAGAUGCGCAACAAACUGCAUACGUGGAUGCUGCCGUCAACAUUACAUUUGUGGCUAAUUCAGACGAUGAUGGAAUAGUCUCCCACGAACUAGAGAUAAUGAGGAGCAUAUUGGAAGAGUCGAUGCUGGAAACGCGCAGCAUGCCUCUCGAAAAUCGACCGCGACUUCCCCGCAUACCCCUUAGCAAGCGAAAUCGGGCUGUCGUGCGGGCUCUUAACCCAAUGCUGGUGACCUAUUUGGAAGCCAGCCGGGACCUUUGCGAGACGGAUUCAAUUCUUUUUGGCGCCGCACUGGCAGUAUGCCGUAUUAUUGGCGCCAAACUUCCCAUGGCUGGACGCGCUACUCAAAAAAGUAGCGCCAUUCCAGCCUGGAGAAAAAAGAAUUGA